AUGAGUCAAAGUAUUGGUCAAAAUUUCGAAUAUAUUGGUGCUCAUAUCAAAGAUUAUAUUAAAGAUAAUACUCCGUUUAACACAUUCGAGAUCGAAGACAUCAAAAGAAUCAUGAAAUACUCUUCAUUUAGUUGUGAAGAUUUCAACACUCUUCUUGAAGAAUCACAUUCACAUGUUUCAUCAAACAGAUUGUACAGAUGCACUCGAAAUGCUAAUAUUUCAAUCAAGAACAUCGACGAAGCCAUUUCAACACUUAAAACAGUUCAAAAAUACAUGAAACUUGGACUCUUAAGAAGUAUUAUUGACAUAUUCUAUCAAAUCCAGAAUGAUCAAUCCGAAUCAACAAAUAAAAUCUCAAAACAUCAAACAAAGUUAAAUCAAAUUCAAAACGAAAAAGAAAAUCUUUCUAAAGAAGUAGAAUCUCUUCAAUCAGAAAUCAAAAUAUUAAAAGUAAACGAUUUACCAAAUGAAUUCAUCUCCAAAAUUUCAAAACUUAAAAAUUCCGAAGAAUUUUAUGAAAUCUACAACUUCUUUGUUGAAAUUUCAGAAAACGGAAGUCAACAAAUGAUGUCUAAAGCAUUCGAAGAAGGACUUUGGCAAAAACAAAAUGAGAAUUACCCCUAUGGAAAUGUUCUUCAUGAAGCAUCAUAUCAAGGAAAUCUUCAACUUGUUAAAUCUCUUAUUGAAAGUGGAUGUGACAAAGAAAUAACUAAUAAUUAUCAAUGUACUGCUCUCCACUGGGCAUCAUUAAAUGGUAAACUUGAAGUUGUUCAAUAUCUUAUCUCAGUUGGAGCUAAUAAAGAAGCAAAGAAUAAUUAUGGAUGGACUCCACUCAUUGCUUCAUCAUUAAGUGGUAAACUUGAAGUUGUUCAAUAUCUUAUCUCAGUUGGAGCUAAUAAAGAUGCAAAGAAUAGUGAUGGAGAAACUCCACUCAUUUUGGCAUCAUCUAAAGGUCAUCUUGAAGUUGUUCAAUAUCUUAUCUCAGUUGGCGCUAAUAAAGAAGCAAAGAAUAAUGAUGGACAAACAGCACUAUCAGUUUCAAAAGAUAAAGUUAGAGAAUAUUUAUUAUCUGUUGAAUAA
Messenger RNA from Trichomonas vaginalis G3, 1080 nucleotides. Its product is annotated as spectrin binding. Gene Ontology annotation, molecular function: protein binding. The record is from RefSeq and is a predicted model, not a curated record. The coding region runs from base 1 to 1080 and encodes 359 amino acids. Lineage: Eukaryota; Parabasalia; Trichomonadida; Trichomonadidae. The transcript has a single exon.